CGUUCCCUGGCUCGGCUCGCAGGGGCAUAUUGUUUAAUGUCAAACUACUGUUGACAUUUCUUUUUUUUUCUUUUUCUUUUUUUUAAAUCGACAGGAGCGAUGCUCAUUCAUAUACAAGCAUAGUUUUGUUUGUAGUUUCUGCUUUUCCUGUUUUUUUUUUUUUUUUUGACAUCUACAUGUUCUAAACAAACAGAGAUGACAUGUCUGGCUCAGACUGUCCAGGUCAUCGCAAAUCGGUCAACACAAAACUGCUCAACUUCACCCUGAAUAUAAACAAAGUCGAAGUGUGCUUUACUGAAAGUGUGGUUUGACUGUAAAAAGGUAAAACAGCAGAAUCAGCUCGCAAUUUUCCGUUUUUCCGUCUUGGCUUGAAAGCAACGAGAAGGACCCUGCGGUCUAACGGGGGCUGUCGUCACAGCUGCUCCUGGGGCCACGUGAUGUGUCACUGGUCUAUUUGUGAGCCAGACACCUGAAUUGGGUGGUACUUGCAUGAAGGCAUCCCUGUCACAUGUCAACGCAGUGCUUGUAAACGUCCUCUCCCGGCUCGCCUCAUCCGAAUCUGACUUGAGAGCUGGAGAAGGAAGUGAAGGGAAAAACGACACGAACGAGCAGCCGAGCUCCACGCAGGGAAGCAAGGGCUCACAUUCUGGACUGAGCUUUAAUAGUAUAUUCAGUUGAGCCACCGCUGCCGUUCUUGCCAGGAUGAUUCUGGCGACGUUAAAAAGCGUCGGGAAGCAGCUCCUGCGGGUGAAGGUUGUGGACUGCAGCGCGGACGAGUCCCGCCUGUCCCGAUGCCUCAACACGUUCGACCUGGUGGCCCUGGGUGUCGGCAGCACGCUCGGCGCCGGCGUCUACGUCCUCGCCGGCGCCGUGGCCCGGGACAGCUCCGGGCCGGCCAUCGUCCUGUCCUUCCUCAUCGCUGCCCUGGCCUCCGUCCUGGCCGGUCUGUGCUACGCAGAGUUCGGCGCACGUGUCCCCAGAACGGGCUCGGCUUACCUCUACAGCUAUGUGACGGUUGGAGAGCUGUGGGCUUUUAUCACAGGCUGGAACCUCAUACUGUCUUACGUCAUUGGAACUUCAAGUGUGGCCAGAGCGUGGAGUGCGACCUUCGAUGAGCUGAUCGGAAGGCACAUUGAGUUUUUUUGCCGACAAUACAUGACCAUGAAUGCCCCAGGAGUCCUGGCAGAGUAUCCAGACAUUUUUGCUGUCUUCAUAAUAAUCACUCUAACAGGGCUGCUCGCAUUUGGAGUCAAAGAGUCAGCCAUGGUGAACAAAGUAUUCACCUGCAUCAACGUGGUGGUGCUGCUGUUUGUGAUCAUCUCCGGCCUGGUUAAAGGAACCCUUAAAAACUGGAGCCUGGACUCUCAAGAGAUCCUCAACAGCACCGCAAACCUGACUGCUGAUGAGCACGAAGAACUGAAGGAGAGCCUCGGCGGUGGCGGUUUCAUGCCUUUUGGCGUGUCUGGAGUCCUUUCCGGCGCCGCCACCUGCUUUUAUGCCUUCGUAGGCUUUGAUUGCAUUGCCACUACAGGGGAAGAAGUGAAGAAUCCCCAGAGGGCCAUUCCUAUCGGGAUCGUGGCCUCUCUCCUCAUCUGUUUCGUGGCAUACUUUGGUGUGUCCGCGGCCCUCACCGUGAUGAUGCCUUAUUAUUUGCUGGACAAGAACAGCCCUCUGCCAGUGGCCUUUACGCAUGUGGGCUGGGAGGGAGCCACUUACGCAGUGGCCAUUGGUUCUUUAUGCGCUCUGUCGACCAGUUUACUCGGCUCCAUGUUCCCAAUGCCCAGAGUGAUCUGGGCCAUGGCGGAAGAUGGCCUGCUCUUCAAAUGUUUGGCUAAAAUCAGCCCACGAACCAAAACCCCCCUAACAGCUACAGUAACAUCGGGUGUUGUGGCAGCUGUGAUGGCUUUCCUGUUUGACUUGAAGGACCUGGUUGACCUCAUGUCCAUUGGCACCUUGCUGGCCUACACUCUGGUGGCAGCCUGCGUGCUGGUCCUCAGGUACCAGCCCGAGCAGCCCAGCGCCGCCUACGAGAUGGCCAACACCCAGGAUGAAUCCGAAGCGGCAGAUACCGAGGGGAGCGUCGACAUCCUACCACAGCCGGACGACCGCUUCACCAUCAAGAAUCUCCUUUUCCCUUUGAACACUGAGCCGUCCGCUCUGUCCGGGUUCACUGUCAACGUUUGCACCGCUACACUUGGUGUUUUGGUGUGUGUUUUCAGUGUCGUUGCGGUUCAAGGAGGGAUGGCACCCUGGUCUCUGUCUGUCCUUGUCAUUCUCAUGGUGGUCUGUGUGAUUAUCACCUUCAUUGUGUUCCGACAGCCGCAGAGCAAAACCAAGCUCGCCUUCAAGGUUCCCUUGCUGCCUUUCGUCCCGGUCAUCAGCAUGUUUGUCAACGUGUACCUGAUGAUGCAGCUCGACAGAGGAACGUGGCUGCGCUUUGCCAUCUGGAUGGUUUUAGGUUUCUUCAUCUACUUCGGCUACGGCAUUCGCAACAGCGCAGAGGCAGCGCUGAGCAGCUCUGACAUCUUCACGCCCGCCUGCACGAUAAAAGGGGAGCCGAUGGCGACAGAGAAGGAAGCCUUCCUCCACGGCACGGCGAGCUCGUCACCAGACAAUGACGACGACGAUUCCUGAGGAGGUUCUCUAAUCUGAAACACUGACUUGUUUUAAAUGGUCAAAAACAGCUGCAGGUCCAGGAGACGUAUGGAGACUUUUGUGAGUCCUUCCAAUCGGAAUGUUUAAAUGUUUCCUGGUUCUGACCCAAAAAUUUGAAUGACCCUUUGAUGAAAGACCUGAAGGUAUCUUUUAAAUGAAACGAUAUGCAAACAUUUGAAAGCCAAAAUAUAAUUUAUAACUAUUUCAAUUUUUUAAUUUUUGAUAAAUAAUUUGAAAUAUUACAUUUCAAACUAAAUCUGUUCACGGCAACAAAGCAAAACUAGUUUUAACACGGUUUUACCUCAGCUUCUGAACACAGCUGUCGUUAAACUCGGUUUCGACAGAAUGAAAAAAUGAUAUGUCUAAUAUUUUACGUUUUACAUUUGGAAUUCAAAAUUAGUUUUCAUGUGUUGGCUGUUUACAGAAAAAAAACUUUGCUUUUUUUUUUUAACAAGUGCCUUUUUUUGUUGCCUCUAAGGUACAACUUUGGAGUUUUUUAUCAAUCUAUUUUGUUACUAAGGACAGAUACAGAAAGUAUAACUUUCCGGCUGCUGUUAACAACAUUAACUGUUCAGCUCAGAGAAAUACAGUGUGGUGCUCCAUUUGACCCACUCCAGUACUCUAUUAUCAGUGUUUCUCUGCAGUGAAAGCAUUGAUAGACUCGUCUUGCAGCUGACUGACGUUACACUGUUGUCUCUGUCAGGGAACUGCACGACGUAAAUCAGCCAAAGAAACUAGAAAGCUGCUAAUGUGAAUUGAUAUAUCAGAUGCUUUACAGUAUGUACAUAAAUUCCAAGUGCCUCUUUCCCAAAUGAAUGUCACACCUUGAUAGAUCGAUAUCGCCGGCCAGCUUUGUGUUCUCUGUAUAUUUAGUACACAUUCGUGUAUCUAAUGCAAGUAAUUUCCCCCUAAGUUUUUCCAGCUUUUAGUUUACAUACUUCUCGAUGAGGUGAAUUACAAUCAGUUUGCUCGUACUGUAGAUCCAGGAACUUCCUGCACCGGCAGUAACCGCGUACCUCAAGCUGUAGUGCAUCUGUUGGUCGGAGGUCAUUUUACUCAUCGUGGAAGCUGGUGUGUUCCGGUCCACAGGGCAGCUAAUGUGACCGUACAUGUGUGUUCACUGAAACUGCAACAAGGUGGAAAAAAAGUCCUUUUUUUUAAAAAAAAAAACAAAUAAAAAAAACUUACUAGCAUGUAUUCACCUUUGAACUGGUGAAUUAAAAUACACUAUGGUGCGUUUUUGUUCUCUAUUUAUUUGUGAACUUGAAGACAGUUUCUAUGAGAUAUAAUUGGAUGAGGUGUCAUUGCGACGUUGCUAUUUAUUGACUCUUUCUGUAUAGGUUUCUAGUAAUAGCACCAAAAGAUGCCACAAACACUAGGCUGCCUUGUAAAUAAACACAGAGAAUGUAACUUUGCUGCAUUUCUGAAAUAUCAGAGUAGUAAAAAGAGAUUGUGCUGUGUUGAAUGAAUUUUUUUUAUCAGCUAGCUCCUUUUGUAAAUAAAUGCAUUAUAUACUGGGAUAUGUCCAAAACAGUUGAACAUGAUCUCAUACAGCUUUACUUCUUUAUUCUAAAACCAAAUGCAUUAUGUGCCUGUUCAGAGAUGCAGGUUUUUAUUCUUUGUAAAUACUACUUUGAUCAAUUUGUCACACGCGCAGUUUCACUGUUUGCUAUAGUUACUUGUCGGGUAAGUAGCGUCAGGUUCCAUCCAUGCUACUAAAACCACAAAUAGUUUGGGAACAGUGUCCGGUUCAUGUAGACAUUUGCAUGAUAUUGCAGAUAUUUAAAAACUAGCUUUUAUAGUGCUGCUACUUUGUAAUGUCCAGUGUAUCAUUGUGGUGACUGUUCACCCUAUGUUGUCUUGAUGUUGGUUGCGGUUUGUAUAGUCCCUGCUGUAAAUAAAUAAUGUAGAGUUAAAGCACAGAA
This is a messenger RNA of Mugil cephalus (flathead mullet), 4580 nucleotides long. Its product is annotated as high affinity cationic amino acid transporter 1-like. Gene Ontology annotation, molecular function: amino acid transmembrane transporter activity. The transcript has 12 exons. The coding region runs from base 703 to 2634 and encodes 643 amino acids. NCBI's taxonomy places the organism in Eukaryota, Metazoa, Chordata, Actinopteri, Mugiliformes, Mugilidae. Gene Ontology annotation, biological process: transmembrane transport; amino acid transport. Gene Ontology annotation, cellular component: plasma membrane. The record is from RefSeq and is a predicted model, not a curated record.